Messenger RNA from Dentiscutata erythropus, 152 nucleotides. The record is from the annotation of a GenBank genome assembly. Lineage: Eukaryota; Fungi; Glomeromycota; Glomeromycetes; Diversisporales; Gigasporaceae.
GUCGUCAUAGAUGUAUUGGUGAAUCAUUCGCUUAUGUACAAAUUAAAACAAUCCUUGCUAUAUUGGUUAGAACAUUUAAUUUGGAAUUACAUAAUAAUAAAUUUCCUGAAUGUGAUUUUACCACUAUGAUGGUUCUACCUAAAAAACCUAUG